AUGCUCAAGCUACGGGUCUUCCGACGGUGUCCAGGGUUCCAACGGACAUAUGCUACUCAACCACCACUGCCGGAAUUAGCCAAUAUUGCCAGAACGGCGUCCACCCCUCUUGCUGUUCGUCUACGUAGACGAAAGCAGUUCGGAGCAACUGCCGUGGGCGAUACAGAUGCGACAGAAGAUGGCCUUACCCCUACCGAGCAAGCAAGAUAUACACGUCUGAAAGCGCAGGGUCUUCUCGAGACUAAAAGUGGCACAACUCCUACGGCAAAAGAAUGGUUGGACAAUGUCAAUAGCCGCAGGUCCCGAAUUCGCGGUAUUCGCCGCAAGGUUGUCGAAGGCGCAGAGGAAACAGAGGUUCUUGGCCAGAAAGUCUAUCUGCCAAAUAUCGUUCUAAGGCUUGUUCGAAAUCACACACAACCUGGACAGCCGUACAAUCCCUACGAAGCAACCUUCCGUAUUCCACAGUCUGUCACCAAAACUGAUCUGCGGUCCCUCCUCCUUGCCGUUUACGGCGUCAAAACAACAUACAUUCGUACUGAUAAUUACAUCUCUCCAUGGCACCGUACAAUGGAUGGCUACGAACGAAAACCGUUCAAGACCUACAAACGAGCGGUCGUUGGAUUGGUCGACCCUUUCUACUACCCACACAGACUUGAGGAUAUGCCCCAACAGGAGAGGGAGGAACGAGAAAAGUAUAUUGAGAAAAACUUCAGCAUCAAGCACACACGUUCUUUGCAAAAGGAAGAAUUAAUGCGAAUGACCAAGGGUCAGGGCAAAUUUUCUUGGAAACUUAAUCCGGCAUCUGCGACGAAGAGGAAACACAUACUUCGCAUGGUGGCAGAACGAAGAAAUGCGAGAGAAAGUGCAAUUGGGGCCUUUGCUGAAGGAAUUCAAGCGCUUCGUCGGGAUGGACAGUCUGUUACGUUCGAAGCGGUUAGAGGAAAGGCUCUUGGCCAUCCACUUCCACCAUCUUCGCAGACUGCACCUUCUACGGAAGCGACGUCUUAA
This is a messenger RNA of Psilocybe cubensis, 1008 nucleotides long. RefSeq lists its product as uncharacterized. NCBI's taxonomy places the organism in Eukaryota, Fungi, Basidiomycota, Agaricomycetes, Agaricales, Agrocybaceae. Bases 1 to 1008 code for a protein of 335 amino acids. Gene Ontology annotation, molecular function: structural constituent of ribosome. The record is from RefSeq and is a predicted model, not a curated record. The transcript has a single exon. Gene Ontology annotation, cellular component: ribosome; mitochondrial large ribosomal subunit. Gene Ontology annotation, biological process: mitochondrial translation.